Molecule: messenger RNA, 5949 nt
Organism: Hypanus sabinus (Atlantic stingray)
Lineage: Eukaryota; Metazoa; Chordata; Chondrichthyes; Myliobatiformes; Dasyatidae
Biological process (GO): fatty acid biosynthetic process
Molecular function (GO): fatty acid synthase activity; 3-oxoacyl-[acyl-carrier-protein] synthase activity
Source: RefSeq, a predicted model, not a curated record
AUGAGGAACAACGAUGAAGAUAUAGCUAUUGUUGGAAUAGGAUGUAACUUCCCUGGAGGAGAAGGCAUUGAUAAUUUCUGGGAAGUCCUUCUUGAGGGAAGAAACUGUGUGGAUGAUAUUCCAGCAAAUCGCUUCGAUACAAAGUUCUGGCAUGACACUGAUGACAACAAAGCAGGAAAAAUGAUAAGUUUAAUUGAAGGGUUCAAUGAGUUUGAUCACAAGCUCUCAGUGCUCUCAAGCUCUCAACAGUGCAAAAAGUCUCAAGUCUUCUCUUUAGGUCUCGUGAAUCGUGAUUUUGAGGGGAUUUCAAACAGUGACGCUGACAAAAUCACCUAUUAUAACGGGACAGGGUCAGCAAUGAGUAUUGCGGCAAAUAGGAUUUCUUUUGCUUUCAACCUUACUGGACCAUCACUGGCUAUUGAUACAGCGUGCUCCUCAUCGCUUGUUGCUUUACAUUAUGCUGCUCAGGCGAUCAAGCAAGGUGAUUGUGAGAUGGCAGUUUGUGGGGGUGUGAGCUGUAUUAUUGAGCCGAGAAUCAAUGUAGCACUCAGCAAAGCAAAAAUGAUAUCUCCAGAUGGAAUGAGCAAACCAUUUUCCAACAAAGCCAAUGGGUACGGAAGAGGUGAAGGUUGUGGCAUUUUGCUGUUAAAGCCGCUCGCAAAGGCUCAGAAGGACCACGACCAUAUUUGGGGUGUAAUAGUCCGUAGUGCAAUCAACCAGGAUGGCAGAGCAGUCACACCUAUCACCAGACCCUCCCAAAAGCAGCAAGAAGAGUUACUGAGGGGUAUUUACCCCAGAAGUGUUGACCCUUCACAGAUUCAGUACGUGGAGUCUCAUGGAACCGGAACACCAGCUGGUGAUCCGAUUGAAGCAGCCAGCAUAUCAAGUGUUAUUGAACAAUCCAGACACUCAGAUUUCCCUCCACUUACAAUGGGGUCAGUCAAAGGAAACAUUGGUCACACAGAAUCAGCCGCAGGAGCUGCAGGUUUAAUUAAAGUUCUCCUCAUGAUGCAUCAUGGAAAGAUUGUACCAUCACUCCACUACUCCAAGGAGAACUCGAGCAUCAAUACAAAAGAUCUGAAUCUACAUAUUCCAACUAGUGUGGUGAACUGGGAAGGAAGCGGGGAGAAAGGGAAGAUGGCAGGGAUCAACUCAUUUGGAUUUGGAGGGACAAAUGCUCAUGUAGUUGUAAGGCAUUUCAAGCAAGAUUCUGGUCAAAACUCUGUACAAAGACCAUUUGAAAUAUUUGUACUUUCCGCUGUCUCCCAGAAUUCAGUGAGAAUGAUGAUAAAGGAUAUAAGUAACCAAAUAAUGGAAAGUGACGAUGUAAUUCUUCACAACCUGGCGUACACAUCUGCAUGUAGAAGAAGCCAUAAGAAUUACAGAUACAGGAAAGCAUUUAUUGCUUCUUCCCUUGGGCAUCUCCAACAGCAGCUUAGAUCAGCUGUAGAUAGUGAAGUGGCUCAGAGCAAAGCUGAUGUUAAAUUGAUAUUUGUGUUUUGUGGCAACGGUGUUUUAUAUCAAGGUAUGUGCAAACAGCUUCUACAAAUAGAACCGAAGUUCAGGGCACAGAUCAAUGAGAUAGACAGGAUGCUCCAACAAUACACAGACAUCAGCUUAAUGGAGUUAAUAGAGAAUGACUGUGAUGACUUCACAAAACCAGACGUAGCACAGCCAAUACUCUUUGGCAUCCAAGUAGCAAUAGUGACUCUUCUGAAGUUUUGGGGAAUUGAGCCUGACAUUGUCAUUGGACACUCAGUUGGAGAAAUAGCUGCAGUAUAUUGUGCUGGAAUACUUUCAUUGCAAGAUGCUGUAAAGGUGCUUUACCACAGAAGUGCUUUACAAUCAACGGUAACAGGAGGGAAAAUGUUGGUGGUCAGUAAUUUGCCUGUGAAAAAAGUGUCAGAUAAGCUUGAUUCCUAUUCAGGGAGACUCUGCAUUGCUGCAUUCAAUAGUCCCUCGUCAUGCACAGUGUCAGAAGAUGCCGAUGCAAUAGACAAACUGCAUACAGAAUUACACAGUUCAUUUGGUGACAAAAAUGUAUUCCUUCGCCUUCUGGAUGUCCCUGCAGCAUAUCACAGUCAUUUGAUGAAACCAAUUUUAAACCAAGUGGAAGAGAGUAUCAGUAAUUUACAGAAACAUGAUACAAGUUCCACUGACACUGUAAAGUUGGUUGCUGGAAAUGACUGUGUGACAGGGAAGUAUUGGUCCAGAAACAUAGAAAAACCUGUUCUUUUUGAACAAGCCAUUAGAGCUGCUGUUGAGGAGGUAAAAGAUGCUGUGUUUAUUGAAAUAGGAUCUCGAAGGGCCUUACAGAGAUACAUCAAAGACAUUGUAGGAAAUGGGGCUCAGGUUUUCCCUGCAGUGCAGCCACAAAGAGAUUAUGAAACCCUGCUUUCAGUUUUGUCAGGGCCUUUCCAAAUGGGAUACAAUCCUAAUUGGCAAAAUAUCUUUGAGGAAUGUGAGAUAGUUCCCACAUUUUAUCCGUGUUAUAAGUUUGAUUGCUCUAAGCUUAGCAUUGAGCUUGCCUUAGCAUCUACCUUGGCAAGUAUUAAACCAAAGAUACCCCUCAGGUUGUGCCAAUUGAGUAUUUCUUUCUUGAAUCCCUGUAUUGUGCAGCCAAACUCAACAGAGCUCAAGGUCCAACUUAACAGGGAAGACAAAAUGACUGAAUUUUCUGUUGUGGCAUCAGCUGUUUCUUACGCAAAAGGAGAAGUUCAACAAAACAUGGAGUACGUGGUUGAAGCAAGUGUUCUUUCAGUUGAGCAGAUUUUGUAAAGAGACAAUAUAAGAAUUAAGGCAGAAAGUAUUUAUGAAUCUAUUUCUAAAUUAGGUUUCCAGUAUAGUUCAGUCUUCAGAAACCUUGGAGAUGUGUUCUGCUCAGAUGAACUACAAGAAGCUAUAACAUAUGUUAAAGUACCAGAUGAACUUGUCCCACAGAUGCACGAGUUUUGCAUUCAUCCGGUUAUCUUAGGUUACUACAUGCAAACGGCUGCUAUUCUGGCAAUGAAAAUGUCAAAUCUGAGGGCUGGAUUUCCAACUUCCAUUGGGAGUUUGGUGGUAUGUCAACCAAUGCAACAGGAAAUGAUAAUAUACAUGAGGACCUGUAAAAAUACAGUGGAAUUUUAUGACAUUUCUGGGGCAUUUACAGAUAGAAAGGGUACAGUAAUUGCUGAAUUAAAAAACGUCAGAAUUACAUUUCUUGGGCAAGGCAAUUCCACAGGAUUUAAUGAUAUUUCCUAUGAAAACUCCUGGGAGGAAAUUGAUCAGCAUGCCAAAGAAGUAGAUAUUCGUUCUACAUCAAGAUCAUUAGUAUUUGCUGAUAACAUUGGGAUUGCUAAAGGUCUGCAAAAGCACCUGCAUAAGCAGUCCUUUUAUGUUCCUUACCAGGAUCCAGAGACCUUGAUGGAUAGAGAAGUCACACAGAUUUUGCGACAGUACAAUGUGACUGAUUUGAACAGCUUUGAUGAAGUGUUGUUCUUGUGGGGCAUGAAAAACAUAACUAACCAGAACAGUAAAGCAGUAGUGGACCAUGUCAGCAGUUGCUGUGAGUUCCAUCGGCAAAUACUUCUACUGGUCCAAGGAAAAAAAUCCUCAAAGUCUGUUAGAACCAUCACCUACAGGACAUCUGAAAAUGCAGUGGAUCAAAUCACUGCAGGUUUUGCCUUAUGGGGAAUGACCAGAUCAUGCCUUGUAGAACUUCAAGAGAUUUCUUUUCAGCUGAUAGACAUUGGCUCUGCUAAUGAGGCAGAUAUUGCAGUUUUAGCUAAUGUAAUCAGCCUGCCUCAUAAUUACCCUGAAGUAAUGAUUCGACUCGGAAAGGUACAUGUUUCAUGUGUCAAACGAGCAACUUCUAUAAAUUUGAACAGUAUUUUCAGCAUUGUACCUUACACUGGUUAUGAAAAUGUAGUAUUCCAGACAACAAAUCCUUACAAAGUUGUAGAUCUUCAUGCAAAGCCGCAAGAAUGGAAAAUGACGGAACCUGUAAAACAAACAGUUUAUGUUAAAAUUGAUGCAAUGUGCAUUCAUUCUUCAGAUUAUUUUCCAGUCAGUGUCUCUGCUGUGAACUUUGGACAGACGUUGUACUGGAACACAACUGUAACUAAAGGACAUGAGCUAAUUGCUCUGGACUUCAGUGGUACGGUCACAGCAGUCAGCAAAGAUGUGAAGUCCUGCAAAGUAGGAGAUCAUGUUGUUACGUGCUACCCCGUUGCUGCAUUUUCAACAGUGAGUCUUCCUGGAUCUGUUUGUUUCCAAAGCAGCAACAUUCCAUUUCUGAAGCAGACACCCUGUGUUUCAUACUUCAUACUUGCCUGGGAAAUACUCAAUAACAUUUUACCUUCUCCUAAGCAUCACAAGUGCUUGACAAUUCUCUCCUCCAGCCCAGAAUCUCGUCUCAGUAAAGUGCUGUCUCUGACAGCUGAGUCAUUGGGCUGGAAAGUACAGGUUCAAACAGAACCUAGUGACUUUUCACAAACAUAUCCUCAUUCCGAUGCAUUGCUUUUCCUGCCACCUGUUAAAGCAGAUCUAGUCACAAGGGUUGGCUAUGUUGUUGUUCUCUUUGACAACAACCACGCAUUUGAAACUUGUCAGAACAUUCUUGGUUAUGAAAAGGAAAAUGUCCAAAUUCAUUUCUUGAAGGUAGCUAACAUACUGAAAAAGUGUUAUCUGAAAAAAUCUGCUGAUGAUGUUUAUAAGUGGAUGAGAUCGUUGCGGUUACAGAGGAAACGGCUUGAUUUUCCAAGGAUUAGUUUUCACUCAGUGACCUGUGCUGUAGGUGAACGUGGGGAAGACUCCUACUUCACCUGCAAAGCUGUCUCAGUUGUGGAUCUGAAUACAAAUGAUAAGAUUUCAGAGAUACCCGUGUACCACAGUCUCAAACAACUUUUUCAUAGAGAUGCAGCAUAUAUCAUGACAGGGGGACUUUCAGGACUUGGCUUUGAGACAGUAAAUUUUAUUGCCAAACAUGAGGGAGGAUAUGUCAUUAUUUUGUCACGAAGCAUUCCAACUACUGAAAAGCAAGAAGAAUUUAAAAAACUCUGGAAAUAAUUUGGGACAACUGUACUUAGCAUUACCUGUGAUAUCUCAGACUUGUCAAAUGUUGAGUUAGCUAUCAAUCGUUUCCUUCAUUCCUUCCCAAAGAUCCCAAUUAAAGGAGUGUUUCACAGUGCUGUUGUAUUACAUGAUGCCCUCAUGCCAGCUCUAAAUAAAUCAUUGUUCGAUAAAGUGUUGGGUCCAAAGAUUGCAGGAGUUCUGAAUCUUCACAAUACAACAAAAUCCUUCCCACUGGAUUACUUUGUCUGCUACUCAUCAGUUGCAUCAUUCAUUGGGAAUUCUGCCCAGGCAAACUAUUCUGCAGCUAACUCUUUUCUUGACAUUUUUGUGCAUUACAGGAGAAAUCAGGGACUGGUAGGGCAGGCUAUCAACUGAGGUGCACUGAACCUUGGCCUAUUACUCAAUAAGGAUAGCAUCCAAAGAUUUCUGGAAUCAAAGGGGAUAAUGAUUUUGGAGAUUUCAGAAACUAACCAAUGUCUUGAACAAUCCCUCGUACAAAACAAUCCACAGCUUGCUCUCUGUAAAUUUAAUUUCUCCGGUUUGCAUGCUAAUGUUGUUUCUCAAAUUCCAGCUAUGAAAGCACGAUUUUAUUCCCUUGUGAAAGAUGAAAUCAGUAAAUCACAGAUCAAUCCAAUGGCAGAAUUACCCAAUAAUUCACAAAAGACUCCCGAGGAGUAUGUUAUUGAAUUGUUGAGUGAAGUCAGCAAUGCUGAUCCUACAGAGUUCACUAAAGAAACUUACCUUUUCAGCUUUGGUCUUGAUUCCAUGCUGAGUAUGACAGUGCAAAAUUGUAUUUAUCAGGAAAAUAUUAAUUUGCCAUUAGUGACAUUUCUUGAUCAAAAAACAACUGUAGGUAUUGUCAUGACAAUGCUUGAAGAGCAGAGGUCUAGCUAG